GGCAACGAGGAAGUCCCCAGCUAAACCAAUAACAUCCUGCAUUUUUCCUAGUCAAAACGUGUCCAGCUAGCCACAACUAUCCUAAUUUGACUCGAGGGUAUUUUUUUCCUUUAUUUUAGUAAUGCCAGCUUAACGAGUGACCAUUAAGAUGGCUGCAGGUUCGUUUAAGCUUCUGUAAAUGUUUUUUUCUGCCUUGUUGACGACAAGCUGUUAAGCUCCAGUUGAAGCUGUGGAGGAUGCCUGCUCGAAAUAUUGUUUCUCACGAUGUUCCUAACAGCAAAGUUAGGUAUUCCAGGUUAGCCUCAGAUGACGACGGCUACAUUGAUUUACAGUUCAAAAGGAGUCCACCCAAAGUCCCGUAUAAAGCCAUAGCACUCGCCACAGUGCUCUUCCUGAUUGGCUCACUCCUAAUCAUCAUUGGUUCACUCCUCUUGGCAGGAUACUUUGGAGACACUGACUCUGACCGGACACUGCCCGUCCUCAUCAUUGGGAUCCUUGUCUUCCUGCCAGGCUUUUACCACCUACGAAUUGCUUACUACGCUUCCAAGGGCUACUCGGGAUACUCCUAUGAUGACAUCCCAGACUUUGAUGACUAAACCACACCACACCACACCAUCUUUAUUCUGUCUGUGCUGCUUUUACUGUUAGUAUCAAAGUUAAAACUGCUAAGAGAAAUUAGGUUAAUCAUUCCUGUUUCAUGCCUCAGACUUGUUGUUUAUUUAAUGCCAGAUUGCUUACAAAUGUAGCUUGAUUUGUAUAUUCUUGGUUAGUUUAUUUAAUUAAUAAAAUAAUUUAAUUUUC
This is a messenger RNA of Nothobranchius furzeri (turquoise killifish), 801 nucleotides long. RefSeq names its product transmembrane protein 230b (gene tmem230b). Lineage: Eukaryota; Metazoa; Chordata; Actinopteri; Cyprinodontiformes; Nothobranchiidae. Gene Ontology annotation, biological process: synaptic vesicle transport. The record is from RefSeq and is a predicted model, not a curated record. Gene Ontology annotation, cellular component: synaptic vesicle; endomembrane system.